Funneliformis mosseae is the source of this 156-nucleotide messenger RNA. The record is from the annotation of a GenBank genome assembly. NCBI's taxonomy places the organism in Eukaryota, Fungi, Glomeromycota, Glomeromycetes, Glomerales, Glomeraceae.
AUGGAUAGUACAGAAAUGGAGGAGGAACCCCUCUUGCUCAACCAUGUGAAAAAACAAUUAGAUCAGCUGCCAAUUAUUUGUAAUAUGGUUCAACAAAAUUUGCAAAAAGAACAACAAAAACAGAAAGAUCGACAUGAUGAAAAAUUAAAGAAAAUU